GGUCUUCGAGCCGGAAGUGUUUGCGGCCUGUAGUCCAGGGCCUGGAUUUUGGGGAGUGUCCGAGAGCCGCCGGUCCCGGUCCCGCUGAACCCGGUCCCGAGCCCCGCUGAACCCCAGAGCCGCCGGUCCCGGUCCCGCCGUCACCAUGAUCCUGCUGGAGAUCAACAACCGCAUCGUGGAGGAGACGCUCAGCCUGAAGCUGGAGAACGCGCUGGCGGGCAAUAAACCUGACACAGUGGAAGUGACUUUUGCAGAUUUCGAUGGGGUCCUCUACCACAUUUCCAACCCGAAUGGGGAUAAGACCAAGGUGAUGGUCAGCAUUGCCCUGAAGUUCUACAAAGAACUGCAGGAUCAUGGGGCAGACGAGUUACUGAAGCGAGUGUACGGCUCUUACCUUGUGGCUCCUGAACCAGGGUACAACGUGUCUCUGCUGUUUGACCUGGAGAGCAUUCCACCCAACAAGGCGGAGGUGGUGCACCAGGCUGGCAUGCUGAAGAGGAACUGCUUCGCCUCCGUCUUCGAGAAGUACUUCAACUUCCAGGCAGAGGGAAAGGAGGGAGAGAAGCGAGCCCUGAUUCAUUACCGUGACGAUGAGACCCUGUAUGUGGAGGCCAAAAAGGACCGAGUGACGGUGGUCUUCAGCACGGUGUUCAAGGACGAUGAUGAUGUUGUGAUUGGGAAGGUCUUCAUGCAGGAGUUCAAAGAAGGUCGGAGAGCAAGCCACACCGCGCCCCAGGUGCUGUUCAGCCAUCGAGAGCCGCCCCUGGAGCUGAAGGACACUGAUGCGGCUGUGGGUGACAACAUCGGCUACAUCACCUUCGUGCUGUUCCCUCGUCACACCAACCCCAGCACCCGUGAUAACACCAUCAACCUGAUUCACACCUUCAGGGAUUACCUGCAUUACCACAUCAAGUGUUCCAAGGCUUACAUCCACACCCGCAUGAGGGCCAAGACCUCGGACUUCCUCAAGGUGCUGAACCGCGCACGGCCUGAAAGUGAGAAGAAGGAAAUGAAGACCAUGUCGGGGAAGACCUUUACAGCCCGAUAAUAAAGCCAGCGGCCAUUGAUCGGUGUGGAGAGCCCGUGAGCCCCUCCUCCCCCCCAACCUCUUCCCCCCCCCCCCCACACACACACAACAGGCACAACCAUCGCCGAUGUCAGUGGGACCCUUCCCUGUGCAUUCCUGGAAAUAUUUCAUUCCCGUGAUUAUUUCACAAGCUGCCCUUGUAUUGAUUUUCUGCUUCAUGGUGCCCCGGGACCCUUCCAAUGGAAUAAAAACUCUUUCAGGCGCUGUCUUCUAACAUUUUGCUGUUCCUUCCCAUGGCCCAUAACAUCUUGAUUCAGUAUGUUCCACCCACCCCUGAACUGUGCAGCAGCGCUGGCUGAGACUGUCGCACUUCCAAAUCAAUAAACUUUUUGUAUGUCA
Pristis pectinata (smalltooth sawfish) is the source of this 1426-nucleotide messenger RNA. RefSeq names its product actin related protein 2/3 complex, subunit 2 (gene arpc2). Gene Ontology annotation, cellular component: actin cytoskeleton; Arp2/3 protein complex. Lineage: Eukaryota; Metazoa; Chordata; Chondrichthyes; Rhinopristiformes; Pristidae. The transcript has 10 exons. Bases 146 to 1048 code for a protein of 300 amino acids. Gene Ontology annotation, biological process: actin filament polymerization; Arp2/3 complex-mediated actin nucleation. The record is from RefSeq and is a predicted model, not a curated record. Gene Ontology annotation, molecular function: actin filament binding; structural constituent of cytoskeleton.